CCUCCCACCACAAACACAGCAUCAGGGGGGUGAGGGUCUGCGGUCAGCCACCCUCCUUCCUGCUAACGCACCAUUCCCAUUCACAGAGAUCCUCCCUGUUUUUCUAGAAUGGAUGGCUUUGCAAAUUGGAAAACAGCUGCCCUGGUAGAGAACAUUAGGGACGGCAUCAGCAGCGAAGGCGGCAACAACAACACAUGAAGCCUCCCUGCAUGUCCUGCUUCCAUAAAGCCCUGCCUGCUCAACCCCUGCAGCUCCACAGACCGCCAGCAAUGUAGCAGCAGAAGGGCCAUUGUUAAUUGGAAACCUUAUUGUGGGAUUUAACUACAUAAACUGAAAAGACUAACAAGUCACAAGAGAAUCCAAACAACCAACACCAAGUCACAAGAGACCUUACCCCAGUGAUAAGAAGCGCCAUAGAUGUCUGGUGAGUGCACAUGACCAGACUCCAAGACUCCAAUCCAAGACUCAUUCCUUCGUACAGUCACAGCCUCACACAGCGGUAUCCCGGCGCACCACAACCUGCCAUCCAGCCGACCUGUAAACUAGAAAAUCAUACGACUUUUCAGAAGGCUCAAGCGUCUAAUGCAGACUUGUCCAUGCUAAGGAGGCUAAUGUGACAUUGCAGCCGCUUAAUCCUGCUCCAUCAUGUGACUCAGAAAGUGACUUAUUAUCCCAGGAGCACAAGCCAGCAUCUGCAGACCUUCUGCAUCCUUCUCUAAGGCUGGAAGCUGUGCCUCAAGAGUAGACACUUCAGAGCCGAGGAGGUAGGGUACGGCAGUGCUUGCAUCAAACUAGAGAAUGAGACAUAAGAAGAACUCUGACAUAUCUUCAUGUGGUGCAACGACAAGGGGAGGCGUAGUGUCUCCUACAUGAGGUCUCCUGGAAGCACUGUCUGAAGACAAGAACUUUUAUUUUCUAAGGGGAUUAUAAGACUCGCUGCUACCAUUCAAGGGACUUUAAGACAUUUUGUUCCAAAUAUAUGAGCUUCCUCCCCCAAUUCUGAACACUUCUGAUACCAUCUGGCUGUGACCUGUGGUCUGUGACUGUUAUAUUCUACCAUUGUAUAAUAAGACGACUAACAAAAGGUGCCCAAAUGUUGACCAUGACGGCAAUGUAUAUGAAUGGAGGAGGUCCUGGCAACCAGCGGUACUCCCGCUGGAACCGCCAGGACAGCUUGGAAGAUUAUGUCCGGUCAGAGUGCUAUGAAAAAGAUGGAGAGGGGAAACAGCGCAAGCUAACACCCUUUGAGAAGCUCAACCAAGACAUGUCACGUGACGAGAAGACAGUCAAGGAGAUGGCUCUGGGUAAAAGAAUCGGUCUUUAUAGGUUGCGUGGAGAAAUUGGAAGUGGAAAUUUCUCACAAGUGAAACUUGGGAUUCAUGUACUUACCAAAGAAAAAGUGGCAAUAAAAAUAUUGGACAAGACCAAGCUGGACCAGAAGACACAGCGCCUGUUGUCACGAGAGAUUUCCAGUAUGGAGGAACUGCAUCACCCUAACAUCAUCAGACUUUAUGAGGUGGUGGAGACUCUGUCUAAGAUGCAUCUUGUGAUGGAGUACGCGGGAGGAGGGGAGCUUUUUGCCAAAAUUAACACAGACGGAAAAUUAUCUGAAUCGGAAAGCAAAGUGAUCUUUUCACAGAUAGUGUCUGCUGUGAAGCAUAUGCAUGAUAACCAAAUCAUACACAGAGACCUGAAAGCCGAAAAUGUCUUCUACACCAGCAACACAUGCGUGAAGGUCGGAGACUUUGGAUUUAGCACAAUUAGUAAAAAAGACGAGACUCUGAACACCUUUUGCGGCUCUCCUCCAUAUGCUGCCCCAGAACUUUUCCGAGAUGAACACUACAUCGGCAUUUUUGUUGAUAUCUGGGCAUUGGGCAUUCUCCUAUACUUUAUGGUGACAGGCAGUAUGCCAUUCCGAGCAGACACAGUGGCCAAAUUAAAGAAGUGCAUUCUUGAUGGAACGUAUACCAUUCCUCCGUACAUAUCCGAACCCUGCCAGAGGCUGAUCAAAGGGAUGCUUCAGCCUGCACCUUCGGAAAGAUGCAGUGUGGAUUAUAUCAUGAACAGUGAAUGGAUGCAUGGUAUACAGUAUCCAAAACCAUUAGAACCUUUCAGUCUGGAUCCAAAACACCUGUUGGAUACAGGUACCCUUAAGGACGAUGAAACAGAAGUGAAGAACACUUUGGAAAAUUUGGGCAUUAUGGAGGAUCAUAUUCUUAACAACCAGGGCAGAGACUCUCGCAGCUCAAUAACGGGGAUAUAUCGGAUUGUACUCCACAGAGUCCAGAAGAAAAGAACAGUGGAGAGCGUUCCAAUCAUAACCAAUCCAGAACCGAAAGAAAAGCCCACAAAGAGGCCUCACCGAACCCGCCGAGAAAUCAGGCACACGUCUAAAUUUUGUUCCAUUUUAUAAAAUGUUUCAAAUUUUUAAAAAUGGACUAUGUCCCAGAGAUGACAGGCUGCUUACUUUUUAUCUUUUUACACAAUUUUUCAGUGAUGCCUUUAACACCUUUGCAAAUAUUUCACCCACAAACAGCUACUGUAUAAAUGACUUGCUCUAAGGGGUUUCAAUGUGCCAAUGCUAUCAAGUUCACAACCACACAAUAAUAGAAGAAGCAACAGUAGUCCCAGUGCAUUCUGGUGCACUCCGUUACGGUUAGUUCAGUUUUGUCCCCAUUGACAAUGAAUGGGCACAAAACUGAAGCGUUGUGCUGCGGUUUUGAGAUCCUGUGCCGGAUGUCAAAAUCGGUCAGCACAACGCUGAUGUGAGAGUAGCCUUAGUCCUUACCUUCUACUGGAUCAUUACUGAUCUCUACUUCCUGUUUCCACUUGACACACAGGAAAUACUGCUUAGUCAAUCACUGGCUCCAGUGGUGACCUGCACAACCCCUUUAAAUAAGUAUUCUGGUAACAAGAAGUUAACCUCUAUCCAUUAGAUAGGGAGUAACUGUUAGAUCAGUGUGGGGUCUGACCUCAAGGACCCCCAGCGAUCACAAGAAGAGUGAUCCCAUGUCCCUUAUUUGAGUGGAGCAAUGGUUGAGCAUGCACACCACCUCUCUAUUCGAAGCGUAUGCUGAAGAUAGCCAAGUACAGGGCUCAGCUAUCCCAGUCCAGAGUUUAAAUGAAGGAGUAGUGUACAUGCUUGGCUUCAUUCAGAUGGGGGCAUGGGACGCCCAUUCUCAUGUUUGGGGAGAGGUCCCACUACUACUGAUCAAAUAAUUAUUUACUAUCCAAUGAAUAGGGGAUAUCUUCUUGCGACCAUAAUACCCCUUUAAGGGAAGGACUAUUAUGACAUUAGAAAUAUUGGGUUACUAUUUUUUUUAGUAUGUUCCACCAUUACUCUACAGUUCCUGCUGCCAAUAAUAGUCCUGGUCUAGAGAUUCAGACCUCUGUGUCUGGAUCCAGUGACAAACGACUUACCGGACCAUCGUAAAAUAUGAAUCAUUUGUACAAAAGACUGGUCAACCAGAUCUCUAGAUCAGGGUUCUCAUUGUCACUGGUAACAGAUGCAAUGAUCCAGGUAAAACAUAUGCCUCGUCCAGGCCUGAGGGCGGCGGGACAGAGGUAUUUACUCUUUGGUAUUCUUUAAAUCUCAGUGUCAUGCACCGCCCCUCAGACCAUGUAGGAAUAGAGCAUGGGGUUGAGCAUGCCCAAUACCCCACCAUUAUCUCUAUUGGACUACUAGAGAUAGCCAUGGUAGUGGGCAUGCUCAACCAUCGCUCCAUUACACUGUGGAAACUGGGCCUCCUUAUCAUGGUUGUGGGUGUCCCAGCAUUCAGACCCCCACUGAUCUAACAAUUAUUCUCUUCCCAGUGGACAGGGGAUAACGUUUUCUAACCAAAAUACUAUUUAAAAAAAAUUCAGGUUUCCAUAUUUUAACCAUGUAGAAUAGCACACCAGGCUAUGCUACCCUUCCAUUUCGUGACAGAAUGAACACUAUCGGAUAGCAUUUGGCCAUGGGACAGGAUAACAUGGGUGAACACACCAGUAUGAAUGUCAUAGGGGCACACAUUAGGCAGUUUCCAUUAAUGCAGUGGUAUAUUGCACGGUUCAUACUGGUAUCUUGGCUCUGUUUAUAACAUGGAAUACCAAUUGAGCCUGUUGACGUAUAAUAGGACACAUCAGGGUCCUGGUAGUCUACCAGGGGCAUGAUACAUCUACAUAAUUCUUCUGUUCAGUGCUACAAUCAUGUAAAUAGGUAGGCAAUGCAUAUGAGAACAGAACACAGAGAGCUGUCCAUACUAGAAGCCUGACUCUAGUGCCUUGCUGCAGGUUGUUGUAGUCCACAAUUUUGGAACCAAGAAAAACGGCUUUUGGGGAGACAUUGGAAGAAAAAAAAAAGUGCUACAAUGAUGUGUUGUCAUCAUGGAUGAUUAUUGGAUUUAUGUAUCAGUACUUUGCUGGUGGAAUUGCUCUUUCAUGAGGUUGAGCAAAUCUUCUCUAAAACUGCCCCAGAUAUUAGAUUAGUUUAUUGUCUAUGAUGCUGUCCAGACUGUUGGGGAACAUUAGAUAAAGACAGGUUAACAAUUCAUAUACACCCACGACAUCAGGGUACGUGAACAUGUGACAUCUCCAGGUUUUCCAGGAGUUUGAUAAAUAUCUGAUUGGUGGGGUCUGACAGCCAGCAACCCCGCUGAUCAGCUGUUUGAAGGGGCUGCGGUGGUCCAGUGAGUACCACAGCCUUUUGCCAGGCCGGUGACAUCAAGUUCAUCAGUCACGCGGCUUAGGCGCAGUUCAGUGGCUGAAAUACCAACUGCUAUAUAAUGUGCAUCGCUGUGCUUGGUAAGUUGUGAGGAGGCCGCCUCGCCCACCAGAGCACUAUGGUCUCUUCAAUCGGCAGGGGUGCUGGGGGUCUGACCCCCAUUAAUCAGAUACUGAUAAACCACCCAGAGGAUAAGUCAUCAAUAUCUUUUAAUGAAGAUGAUAGGAAGAUCACAGUAAUCCUCCCUGCUCCUUUGCUUGUCCCAUGACAUAAUAUAC
Messenger RNA from Bufo gargarizans (Asiatic toad), 4980 nucleotides. It is a transcript of the gene NIM1K, whose product is annotated as NIM1 serine/threonine protein kinase. NCBI's taxonomy places the organism in Eukaryota, Metazoa, Chordata, Amphibia, Anura, Bufonidae. Gene Ontology annotation, molecular function: protein serine/threonine kinase activity; tau-protein kinase activity; ATP binding. Gene Ontology annotation, cellular component: cytoplasm. Bases 1094 to 2413 code for a protein of 439 amino acids. The record is from RefSeq and is a predicted model, not a curated record. The transcript has 6 exons. Gene Ontology annotation, biological process: microtubule cytoskeleton organization; protein phosphorylation; intracellular signal transduction.